AUGGUUAGAAAAAGUACAUCUUCUAUACCUAAAUCUCGUUCAGAUGAGAAAUAUCAAACAGAUAAGAAAGAAAAGUCAAAUCAUGACGAAGAGAUUGAAGAUAAUUCAGUUAGUGAUAAUUUAUUUUGUGAAGAUACAACAUCAAUAAUAAUUAAUAAUGAAAGUAGUAGAGAACAGAAACUGAUUGAACUCAACACUCCAGCCAUUCCAGAAGACUACAAACUGUCUGGAAUCGCUCAAGUACCGGAUCGUCACUUCUGGAAUUACACUUGUCGUGUCUCACCAAAUACACUGAGAUACAUGGAGAUCGACAACCUCAUAGAAACUCAAGAUUUGGAAUUGAUCGAAUACUAUCAAACAAACUUUGGACUGGCUUUCAAUCGAAAUAUCUACGACAAAUACCUCUUCAAUGGUGCCAGCUAUAAAGAGACCAGCAACGCGGAAGCAAUAGAGAGAAACGAACAAACCAUUGCCAAAGUCAUGGAGAUUCUCAACAAGAAGAAAUCGAUUAUUCUAAAUACUACUCAAAGAUUAGCAGAGUUGGAAAAAUCGAAAUAUGGAAAUGGAGGUGUACCCAUCACUGAAUCAGAUGUUAUCAAUAUGAAUGGAUACAUGAUUCGAUACUAUCCUUUUGUUAUGUUGAAUCAAGAACCUUUCUUGCCAGAAACCGACCAACAACUUGGUAUUGUCCAAUUCUUGUUUGAGGAAAUGAAAGAUCCAAUCAACACACAGGCAAUGGCGACACUCUUUUAUGCAAUCUCCAAUGGAUUGACACGAAUCACCAAUUAUAUCAUCAAUAAUCUAGAUGUCUCACACUAUAACUUUCGCUUUUGUUAUGAAACAUUCAAAUGUAUCUAUGCCGCCAUUCAAACGAAACAAUUUGACGUUGUCGAUUUGAUAUUCGAAAAGUGGGGAAAGAUUUUCAAAGAGAAUGAAGUUCUCAAUACUAUCAGAUCGUCCGAUUCAUUCCGAGCACUCCAAUUGUAUAUCAAACACUUCCCAAGUGCUACGUUAGGAUCUACAUUCCAUUGUGCCAAUGUCGGCUACAUGUUGGACAAUCUUCAGGCUGAGGAAUUUGGAAUCAAAUGUGACAACAUUGACAAGAAUCUCGACUUUUCAAGUUGUGGACAAUACGGUCUUAUUUCAAUCAUCACUGCCUAUCUCAACUACAAAAAAGAUCGAUUCAAUACCAAUAACUUGGAAGCUGCUUUGUAUGGUGCUGCUCGUUAUAACCAAUUGGCAUUCCUCCAAGAAGUUCACAAACUUUUGCCCGACUACCGAUUCAAAAUGACUACCCACAUUCGUGUUGCUAAACAUUACACAAACAAAACAACCGUUCGAUAUUUCAAAGAAACAUUUAAAUUACAAACAACAAAAAACAACAAAAAAAAGAAGAAAUAA
Messenger RNA from Heterostelium album PN500, 1401 nucleotides. RefSeq lists its product as uncharacterized. The record is from RefSeq and is a predicted model, not a curated record. The transcript has 3 exons. Bases 1 to 1401 code for a protein of 466 amino acids. Lineage: Eukaryota; Evosea; Eumycetozoa; Acytosteliales; Acytosteliaceae.